AUGCAAGAGAUCAUCAACGCAUUUGGUUUUGAGUGGUGCAUGGCACCUGGAGAAGCGGAGGCAGAGCUCGCUUAUUUGAAUCACAUCGGUGUCAUUGACGCUGUGUACACCGACGAUGUGGAUGCAUUCCUUUUUGGAGCGAAGAUGAUUGUCCGGAAUCCAAGCACGACACUGUAUGGUAACCGCGCGCAUGCCCUCAAAAAUAGUGCGGGCGUCGAAGACGGCAAUCACGUUGCGACGUACACCUCGCACGCAAUACUUACGCACCCCUCAAUUGAGCUCACACAUGGCGGACUAAUCCUCAUGGGCAUCCUCUGUGGGGGCGACUACCAUCCCGCCGGUCUCAUCGGGUGUGGUUCCACGAUUGCGCACGGGCUCGCACGUUGCGGUUUCGGCGAUAGCCUUUACAACGCAGCGCGCACACUACCGCGCUCGGAGCUCCGUGCCUUCCUACGCCAAGAGUACACUGCGCUGGCGAAGAAGAUCCCUGAGGACUUUCCCGACAUCGAUGUCCUAUUAUCGUACACAAACCCUGUCACGUCCGAGUCGGAGGCAGCUUCCAAAGGCCGCGUGCCGAAGAUCACGAUGCUUGACUGGGAGAAAGAGCCUGACCUAGGAAAGAUUGCUGGCUUGUGCGAAAUGUACUUCGAAUGGGGCGUCAAGGAGACCAUCAUGAAGCGUUUUCGCACAAUCCUUUGGCCUGCUGUAGUGCUGCGGAUACUCAGACGCGUCGCGUUGUCGGAGGACAUGCGCACUAUGUCUCAGGCAGCCCGCUCAGUGUUGCUCCAUCCUGCCACCCCUACGAGGAAAGACAAGAAUAGGGAGCGCCAUGUGCCUGGGACGCCGUCGUCGAUUAUCACGAAGCAUUUCUCCUCGCUCCACCUGAGCUCGCCUAAACGCGCCGGACGUACCGACUGCGACACCGAGGAUGAAGGCGACGAAGACAAGCUCAUCGUCAAGAUCCACUCGUCUCGGCAACAUACAUCCACAGAUAAUGUUCUCGAGUAUCGUAUCGAGGUUGCCCCUGUACAUCUCGUUCGACUAUCUGAAUCCGGGCUGAGGGGUCUCCGUACUGCAUUGGCAACGGGGUUGGACAGCGGCUCAAACGUGCUAGAAGGAGACGAAUCGGACGGCGUUGUUCAAGGAAAGAAGCGUUUACCGAAACCGCCACCCAAUCCUAAGGAUCACCUCAGGAUCUGGAUGCCCGCGUGCAUGAUACGCAUCGCGCGGCCGGACCUUGUGGAGGGAUUCGAAAGAAUCCAGGAGAUGCGUACGACCGAAAAGGUGGCAGUGAACGCUCGUAGCACCGCACGUGGUUCCAAGGUCAAACGGAGCAACGCCUUCGGGUCAAAGGCAAAGGCAGGGAAGGAUGUCGCGGUGUUAGGCUUGGAGUACGAAGAAGAGAGUUCAGACGGGUCUCCGACUCCAACCAGACCGACGCCAAACGCCUGCGCCGCCAAGGGAAAACCAGCUAUCAUGGCUCCAGUCCCUGAACAAACCGGCAGCAUCAAGGUGUUCUCCGGAGUCGUUGAACAGCCCGUGCGUAUGAGCAGUAAACCAAACAAGGCGAAGUCAACCACCAUCAGCACCCCCGACAGUGACAUCGACGACGACAGACAGGCGUCUGCGGUAUUAUUCGCAGCCGAUAAAAUCCCCCCGCAAAUCUCAGAAGCAUACAUCGCCACGUAA
This is a messenger RNA of Fomitopsis serialis, 1689 nucleotides long. RefSeq lists its product as uncharacterized. Gene Ontology annotation, molecular function: 5'-flap endonuclease activity; crossover junction DNA endonuclease activity. The coding region runs from base 1 to 1689 and encodes 562 amino acids. Lineage: Eukaryota; Fungi; Basidiomycota; Agaricomycetes; Polyporales; Fomitopsidaceae. The transcript is spliced from 5 exons. The record is from RefSeq and is a predicted model, not a curated record.